Amoebophrya sp. A25 is the source of this 2346-nucleotide messenger RNA. NCBI's taxonomy places the organism in Eukaryota, Dinophyceae, Syndiniales, Amoebophryaceae. The record is from the annotation of a GenBank genome assembly.
AAAGUACAAGAAAGCUACCCUCGAGCGGCUACGCACGUUAGCUGGUACUCUCUGUGAGCACCACGACGAGCUAGUUGCGAGAAGCACUGGAAGUUCUACAGUUCUAAAGUAUUUCACUAAAGAAGCUCUUGGGAAUAAAGAAGGCCGCAUUGGUAAAAAAUUGAAGACCAAACUGGAUGAAAUUGCUGAAGCCGGUGUUGCGUUUGCGCAGGCAAUUGGGAUGAAGAAGAAGAAUUGUUAUCGCCCGUAAGAAUGAUAACAGGAAGCUCGACUUAAUCAAAGAAGAAAAAGAGGAAGAAGUAGCCCUGCUUACAAGUGAAAAUGCAACCGCUCAUCUGGGGGUUUACUUCCAAGGUAUAUUAGAGUAUGCCUAACUCCAAGAUAAGAAGAAACUAAAAAAGCAGGGAGAAUACAAGUAGCUUAGAAGAAGGAAGUGUUGAGAAUAGAACUAGUGAUUUGUAAUCGAGAAGAUGCAGGGGGAAGACAGUAAUGAGUUAGGUCCUCAGAAGGAGGGAAGCGGCAAGAAUCGUAAAGGCUUCAAGACGCCUUCACGCCAUCGCAAGAGGAUAAAAAAGAGGAAUGAAAAGCGACAACAAGAAGCUCCGCGCAGGAUAAAUUGGAGGAGAAUUCUCUUGAUCAGAGGCAGGAAAAGCGAAUUUUUUGAAGACUGCGCGUCGCCAUACAUCAACAGGAAGCUAGCGUGUAAGAAGGAUCUCGCAGUACAACUCAUGCCACCGAAGAAGUCCAUCAAACGUACGAGGAGAUUGAUGAGGAGGCAAAGACUCGUGUUUGACUCGGAAGACGAGCCGCCUAGUCUCCCUCCGAUGCCCACGCACAAGAGGUAUGCUAUUUCAAGCGCAGACUACAGAGCAUGGCUAGAAGAAGCUCAACUCCAAGGAGCAGAACAUGGUUGGGCGGCCUGGAAAGCUUCUGGUUACGAGGAGAGUAUGUCUUUGCGGGAUUUCAGGCGUGGAAAAGGCAUCUGGCGACGUGAAGUAUUGACAGGUAAGACGCGUCUCCCGUGGAGCCAGUGGCACCAGUUGUACAGGUCUGACUUCCCCGACGUGGCGGAAGUGAAGAGAAGAAGUUACUUGGCGAAACUCACAAGAGACCGCAAACUGUUGUCGCGAGCGAAGAUGAUGACUCCAGGAAUACAUCUCUUAGGGGAUGGCGAGCUCGGCCCUGCGUUGGCGGAGUAUAUCGCAACUUACGAGGUGAACACAUGGGUGCGUCUAGUUGGGGCUUCCGCGAAAGAGGAGAUUGCACUGCCCAAGAAGAAGAUAAUGACGAGGAGGAGUAAUGUUAAGACCGCCCAAGCUAAAAGGACUAGACGAAAAGUAAACCCCAGGUAUGAACGCUGACGUAAAAGCUUCUUUAGAUGUAAGAUGGCGUCUUGUGAACUCGAUUACUUGUUGCUACGAUUUAUAGAUGCAUUCUUCAAGUGCUGCAAGUGGUGGAAAAUAAGUAUACAGGUACGUGUUCAUAAACCCCGGUGGUAAUCGGUUUUCAAAGAAGGAGCAAGUAGAAUAAGAGAAAGAUCUUUUCGACGCGUAUGGAUAACACAGAAGAAGAAGAAGUUAGAGAAAGUAGUUGAAUGAUCUCGAUGAGGGCGGGUCGAGUUAGGUCACAAAAUGAAAGAGUUGAAUGAAGAAUGUUUAAGUGACAAGAAAUAGUGGCAGAAUAGAAAUCGCGGCAUCGAUCGAACGACGGAAGAAGGAAGAAUACCUGUGGCUGAGAGGAAUAAGAACGAGAGAGCAAAGGAUCGUAAAGGAAGAGAUCGAUGGAAUUUUGAAUAAAUAGGUCAGGUGAUUGAAUGACAUGAGCUCGCGGUCAGAUAUACGUUGUCCUUCAGUGGCAGCGAUCGGUCCUUGAAUGAAAGAGACCGCAGCUCCCAGUUCAUUUCCUCUCCUUUCACUUAUUCCGUUCUGUCACAUGCAGAUUAGCAAUUAACUUAGUCAAGCGACUGCAUCAACCAGGUAGGAGUUCUAGGUGUAUUGGCUCUUCAGCAGCCAACAAUGUCCGCGAGAAUACUCAGCGGGCCCUAACCUAACCUUCUAAGACUUGUUCUAAGAUUGUAACCUUACUCUUGAAUGAUUCUAGGACUAUGAGUCUAUAGAGAAUCUUGUUCACAUAUUUUGGUCGUUAUGAUCGUAGACUGCGUAAUUCACCAAGCAAAAAUUUAUCUAGUUCUCUCAUGAUCGUCUGUCUGAUUUUGCCUAAAUUGAUCUCGCUCAUAUGACUCGUAUGAUGUGUCGCGAAUAUUACUUAAUAUAUUAGAUUGCCCAUUUAUAGUCAUGAUCACCUCAGAUGAAGAAAGCUUGAGCUAGUAGUAUCGCGUCUGCAAGA